AUGAAUCGACAUUUUAUGUUAAAACGAAAAACUCAAUGCAAAAUAUGGCGUUUAGAAAAAGAAAAACUUUUUCCUGAAUCCAUACAACAAACAAACACUGGCGAUGGUGGAAAUGUUGAUAUUUGGGGCGGCAUUUCUGGCUUUGGUGCCACGGCUGCAAAAAUUUAUAUGGCCAAAAUAUGGAUGGAAAAUUGUACCCAGACAGACAAAAUUAAAAAAAAAAACGGUGAAAUACACGUAGAAAUUUUAACGACAAUAAAAUCGUCAAAACCGCACAUUUCUACGAUUUUAUUUCCGUUAGCUUCUCUACGAUACUGA
Molecule: messenger RNA, 318 nt
Organism: Rotaria socialis
Lineage: Eukaryota; Metazoa; Rotifera; Eurotatoria; Philodinida; Philodinidae
Source: the annotation of a GenBank genome assembly